CUUUCUGAUCUCCCCCCACAAGACACAGACUGCGUGAAGAGUGUAGGAGGUGGAAACAAAAGGGAGAAUCACCCAGAAGAACAGCAGGAUCAGAGAAGGUGUUAAGCAUGCCAUCAUAUGCCACCAACAUGAGGCUCAAGCUUCCCAUUCUGGCCUUAACACUGGAAGCCGUGACCAUUGUCCUGUACGCUCUUCUUGUGGUAUAUGACACCGGUGAUGCUCACGGACAUGAUGGAAGUCAUGCAAAUCUGAAUACAAAUCAUUCAAGCAGCCCAAUGACCCUUUAUCCCAUGUUUCAGGAUGUGCACGUGAUGAUCUUCAUUGGCUUUGGUUUCCUGAUGACCUUCCUAAAGAAAUAUGGCUUCAGCAGUGUGGGCAUCAACCUGUUGCUGGCUGCCUUUGGCUUGCAAUGGGGUCUUCUCCUCCAGAACAUCUGGCACAUGCAUGACGGAAAAAUAAAAGUCAGCAUCGAUAGGAUGAUUAAUGCUGACUUUAGUACAGCGACUGUUCUGAUUUCGUUUGGAGCAGUUCUGGGAAAAACCAGCCCUGUCCAGCUUCUCAUCAUGACCCUGCUGGAAAUCACUGUCUUCUGCAUCAAUGAGCAUUUGGUUGUGGAAAUCCUUGGGGUUUCUGAUGUUGGUGCCUCCAUGACUAUCCAUGCUUUUGGGGCUUAUUUUGGAUUAGCUGUUGCUCGUGUUCUUUAUCGCCCUGGUCUUCAGAAUGGCCAUGAGAAAGAAAAAUCCAUCUAUCAUUCGGACUUGUUUGCAAUGAUUGGCACAGUCUACUUGUGGAUGUUCUGGCCCAGCUUUAAUUCAGCUAUUGCUGAAGCUGGCGAUGCUCAGCUAAGAGCUGUUAUCAACACCUAUUUCUCUCUGGCUGCUUGUACUCUCGCUGCCUUUGCUACCUCUAGUUUGGUGGAGAAGAAGGGAAAACUUGACAUGGUUCACAUUCAGAAUGCCACGCUGGCUGGAGGAGUCGCUGUGGGUACCUGCGCUGACAUGAACAUCCAGCCGUUUGGAGCAAUGUUGAUCGGAAUCACAGCAGGCGUUAUCUCCACCGUUGGCUUUAAGUUCCUCACUCCCAUACUCGCCUCCAAACUUAGAAUCCAAGACACCUGUGGUGUGCAUAACCUCCACGGCAUGCCAGGCAUCCUAGGAGGCCUUGCCGGCAUUUUGGCCGCAGCACUAGGAAAGAAAGAUGGUGUUUCUCCAGGUUAUCAGGCAUGUGGUUUGGCAUCAUCUCUGGGGUUUGCUUUGGUGGGUGGUUUGAUCACAGGUCUGAUUAUGAAGAUUCCAUUCUUGGGGCAGCCACCUGAUGAAAACUGCUUCGAAGACUCAAUCUUCUGGGAGGUACCUGAGGAAGAAGAGGAACACGAAGAGCAUUUGACUCAUGGCGAUUAUUCCAUUAACAAAACUGAGGCUUGAAGCUCUGCUCCAAACCUGCUCACUUCACAAAUCAAGAGACCCGGUCCAACACGCACCUCAGGGGCUGUUCAGCUUCAGCAUCUACUCCACCUACUAACAUCUUCAACAGUGAAAUCCUAAUAAGUACUAAGAGAUGUUGUUAAUUAAUUUGUAACGGGUGCUUUUCUAAAUACAUGUAGCUAAAUUUUAAAAACACCUUCAAUUAGUUUUAUAACACUGAUAAGUGUGUCUGAAACCUUCUAGGAUUAGGAAUUAUAUAAUGAAAUUAAAGAUGUUUAAAAGUAAUUACAAAAAGUUACUAAGCUAGCUCAAAGUGUAGGUCAGUUACUGUCGUCAUGUAAAUGCUCAUAACUGAAUAGUUGCUCAUUGUAAUGUGCCAAAACCUUGUGCUUAAGUGUCUGUUAUCAAAGUAGUUCAUUUUACUUUGAAUAUGCUUUUUUUAUUAUUAUGUUUUGUAGACCCAGUUUUCAUCAUCACUAGACAUUUUGACCAAUGCUUGUUUAAUGUUCAUAUAUAUAUAUAUUAUAUAUAUAUUAAAAUCAUGCAUAUUAGUCCACAUCCAAAGAGAGAUCCUUCAACUUUCUUGCAGUAAUUAUGGUUGCUUAUCAUCGUGAUCAGUAACAACCCUUUAUGCAAUGAUAUAUGAAGUAUUUUAAGCUAUCGUAUCUAACAAAUAUAUUAUUAACUUUUAUACUUUCACACAAUGUCUAAUACU
Molecule: messenger RNA, 2139 nt
Organism: Carassius carassius (crucian carp)
Lineage: Eukaryota; Metazoa; Chordata; Actinopteri; Cypriniformes; Cyprinidae
Product: ammonium transporter Rh type A-like
Exons: 10
Coding region: 108-1424 (438 amino acids)
Biological process (GO): ammonium transmembrane transport; ammonium homeostasis
Cellular component (GO): plasma membrane
Molecular function (GO): ammonium channel activity
Source: RefSeq, a predicted model, not a curated record